Molecule: messenger RNA, 1331 nt
Organism: Drosophila biarmipes
Lineage: Eukaryota; Metazoa; Arthropoda; Insecta; Diptera; Drosophilidae
Product: aminoacylase-1
Exons: 5
Coding region: 40-1245 (401 amino acids)
Biological process (GO): amino acid metabolic process
Cellular component (GO): cytoplasm
Molecular function (GO): aminoacylase activity
Source: RefSeq, a predicted model, not a curated record
CACAGUCGUCGACGAUCCAGUGUUGAGCAAGAUUUCAGAAUGAGCACCGCCAAGUGGGAGAACAAUGAGGAGAUUAAGAUCUUCCGCGAAUACCUUCGCAUACCAACAGUGCAUCCAAAUGUGGAUUACACCGCCUGCACGGAAUUCUUGAAGCGUCAGGCCGCCACCUUGGACCUGCCCGUGGAGGUUGUCUAUCCGGUGAACGAGCAGAAUCCCGUGGUGGUGCUCAAAUGGCUGGGAUCCCAGCCGGAACUGCCCUCCAUCAUCCUCAAUUCGCACACGGAUGUGGUGCCCGUCUUCGCCGACAAGUGGACUCAUGGUCCCUUCAGCGCGGAUCUGGAUGCAGAGGGUCGCAUCUUCGCCAGGGGAUCCCAGGACAUGAAGUGCGUGGGCACCCAAUAUCUGGGAGCAGUGCGAGCCCUCAAGGCCUCUGGCUAUCAGCCCAAGAGGACCAUUUACCUGACCUUUGUGCCGGACGAGGAGGUGGGCGGCCACCUGGGCAUGCGGGAGCUGGUGAAGAGCGACUACUUCAAGAAGCUCAACGUGGGAUUCAGCUUCGACGAGGGCAUCUCCAGCGCGGACGAGACCUACGCCGUGUACUACGCCGAGAGGACUUUGUGGCAUCUCCGCUUAAAGUUCAGUGGAACUGCCGGACACGGAUCCCUGCUGUUGCCCAAUACCGCUGGGGAGAAGCUCAACUAUGUGGUGGGCAAACUGAUGGAGUUCCGCAAAUCCCAAGUGCAGAAACUGGCCGAAGACUCUUCCCUUGAAAUUGGCGAUGUGACCACCGUGAAUCUCACCCAACUGAGGGGCGGAGUGCAGAGCAACGUGGUUCCCCCGCUGCUGGAGGCCGUUUUUGAUAUCCGCAUUGCCGUCACCGUGGACAUCCCAGCUUUUGAGAAGCAGAUUCGCGACUGGUGCGAGGAGGCUGGCGGCGGCAUCGAGCUGGAGUUCGAGAUGAAGAACCCCUUUGUGGAGCCAACAAAGAUUGACUCGUCGAAUGCCUACUGGCUGGCCUUCAAGAAGGCUCUCGAUGACCUUGGCCUCAAGACACGGGUUCGAGUUUUCCCCGGCGCCACGGACAGCCGCUAUGUCCGCUAUGCAGGCAUUCCGGCUCUCGGUUUUUCGCCCAUCAACAACACUCCCAUCCUGCUGCACGACCACGAUGAAUUCCUGAAAGCCGACACAUAUUUGCAUGGCAUUGAGGUCUACAAGAAGCUCAUUCCCGCCGUUGCCGAUGCUUAAUAAGCCCAUACCAGCUUUAAUAUAAUUAAAUAUUGCAUUUAUACACACAAUUAUUUAUGCAGGCCAAUAAAUAUCUAUUAAAACAA